Molecule: messenger RNA, 834 nt
Organism: Notodromas monacha
Lineage: Eukaryota; Metazoa; Arthropoda; Ostracoda; Podocopida; Cyprididae
Source: the annotation of a GenBank genome assembly
AUGAACGCCAGCGUCGUAUCGGCCCGCUCCCGGCCGCACUGGUGGACAGCCAUGUCGGGUAACCCGCACAGGACCCAAACGAAUGCGGUCGACGAAGAAUAUGUGGACGUGGGAACGUCGGAUGAACGAAAAAAGCGACCGAGAACAGCGUUCACUUCGACUCAAAUCAAAGCCCUGGAAGCAGAGUUCGAGAAGAACAAGUACUUGUCAGUGUCGAAGCGUCUCCAGUUAUCCAAGAGUCUUAAACUCACAGAAACGCAGAUCAAGAUAUGGUUCCAGAAUCGAAGGACCAAGUGGAAGAGGAAGUACACCAACGACUUGGAAGUCCUGGCUCAGCAGUACUACGCGUCCAUGGGAAUCAUCACUCCUAGGCCCAUGUGCCUCGGGGACAGGCUUUGGUUUUUCAAUGUUCCCGGGCAGAGUCCUUUCACAGUUCCAACGCCUGCAACAGCCGCUUCAGCGUUACCAACCGGCAUGUCUUUCCCUACCACUUUGACCCGGGUCGGUCAACCCGGGUCUCCCUUUGGUUCUGGCCCAGUACAGAACCCAACAGCCCCGUUCCUGGGGGCACCACUCAGUGUGCCUGCACAUGUGUUCAUGCCAUUUUCUGCCAACCAGGCACUAGAAUUCCCGAUGAUGGACAGAAACGAGUCGUCGUCGGCUCACUUGGAGGUCACCGCGGAUUCAUCAUCAAGUUUCUUGCCAGAAAGUGGACCAGCAUCUCGGGAUUCACCAUCUCCAAAAAGUCAAGAAUCCAAUUGUGACGAUAUGUUCGAGGAAACUCAGGCCAAGGAUUUGAAGUCGACUUCGGAAGCUCACGUCACUGAACUUUGA